GCUAGGGAAAUAUUGUUCAAGGAGAAUACUGCUGUGUGAUACCAACUGAUUUACAUUCAAAGAAAACAAUUCAUGAAACAGUGAGUGGUCAUGUUAUUGGUGCCAGCGUCGGGGCAUCUUCGCCGUGUUCGAUUCAGUAAAAAAUAAUGAAAAUCUGUUUACUGUCACUUGGUAAUAAAAAUGCGCCCGCUUAACCAGAGAAUUGGGAGGAGUUUUCCUUACAUAGUACAGAACCAUUAAAUCUUCAUUGGAUAUUUUCAUUGUGAAAGAUCACUGUUUGAUUGAGCGAGACAUUAGAAGAGAUGGUAAAUGAUUGACAACAAAGAUUUAGAACAUUUUCACCAAGAGCUUUUUUCUCCCAACCUUUCGAAUUCUCUUUUGAAGAAAAAAAGUAUUUUAUACACCUACGAUUGGUUGUGUGAGUGGAGAUUAUUUUUAAUCUCAGACAAAAAAGAAUCAUGUUCGUAUAGGUGGGAUAUUUAAAGAAGAAACGAUUGGUGGUCAAAAAGUGCCGCUUUGUUUAAGCGUGAAAGAGAGGUUGUAUUUUAGUUCAGAAUCCUCUUACCGCUCGCCGAUAGGGUUGAAUUGAGCCAUUUUCACUGUAGGGAAAUACCACGUUAGAAGAUGCUAACAUGUUCGACUUAGACCAGGAUGUCUUUGCAAUUCUGAGUUUUUUCCAUGUCAAUACGGUAGCAUCAGUAGAUUUGACUGAGGCCAGAGAAAAGGCGAGCGGAAUUUCAUACUCCACGGGGCCAACUCAAGCAACGAAACAAGAGGACCCCUUGUAUCGCCUUAAACUCGUGUCUGACGUGUGUUUGUCCUCCGAGGAAUAUCGGAUUUGAAAGUUUUUUUUUCUUUGAUAAAAAACAAAACAGCAACUAUGAUAUCAAGGCUAUUUAUUGAUAUAAAAUUCUUAAAACUUUUGAAGACUUUACCGUGUUCUGUGCAUUCUUAUCCCGGGUGGAGCGAUGUGUAAAGCCAAACUCAAAGUUGCAGGUGCCUUCGCCAUGAUAUUCUAUCACAUGUUCUUUAUCAUAGUGAUUUUGCCGUCAUCCAUUUCGAGGUCACGGACUAAACUCUCACUCUGGAUCGAUGAAAAACAAAUAGCUAGCUUUUUCGGGCUUCCCCUGGAAGUGUUCAUUAUCAGUGAUGGAUCUGUUGCGCCAUAUUUACUUGAUCCCAAUGUGGAGGAAAGUAUACCCGUCAUUCCACCGGAAGUAGAAACCGUUAACCUCACCUGGGAAGCAGGACCGGAUAUGUUCACGUACUGGUUUGAUGAUUUGCAGUCUAUGGAUGAAAACCUGUUAUAUAAACCACUUCUUAGCAUUCCAUCAUCUGGUAUAAUACCAGGCGGACCAAAAAUUUUUCAGAUGUCUAUCCCUUGCACAGGGAGGGACUCCGGCAUUGCAGGACUAGAGCUGGGGCUACAAAUUUUCAAUAAAAAUGGCCGACCAAUACGUGGAUCACCCAUGAAAUUAAAGCUUAAAAAACAAUGCAAUGCAAUAGUUGCAUCGGAUCUCUGUACCUUUGACUGUCUUAAUGGAGGUCGUUGCAGCCAACACGGCUUCUGUGAAUGUGCGCAAGGUUUCCACGGUCUUCUCUGUGAAAAAUCUUUGUGUGAUCCUGCUUGUGAAAAUAACGGCACUUGUAUGUCACAGGAAGUUUGCAUUUGUCCCGAUGGGUUUUCCGGUAAAAGAUGCGAGAGGGGUAAGGCUGGGGACGGCGCUCAAUCUCUGUGCAAAUCACCAUGUCAACAUGGAGGACGGUGUAUUCAAGAAGAUGUCUGCUGGUGUACAUCUGGUUACCUUGGCAACGCAUGUCAAUAUAGCAAAUGCAAACCCCAUUGUCAAAAUGGUGGAACCUGUAUAGGUGUUAAUAAAUGUCGGUGUCCUGUUGGUUACCAGGGUAACUUAUGUCAACAACGACGGAGUAGAAGAAGGAAAGGUCUUACUGGAUAUGGAAAAAAUAAGAAAGUCAGAAAGAAUAAAAAGAAAAAGAAGAAGAAAAAGAAAAAGAAGAAAAAGAAGAAGAAAAAUAAGAAUUUGGAUAGGAAAAAAAUAAAGAAUCCUAAAAAUAAGAAAACGAAGACGAGGCUUAAAUUAAGAAAAAGAAAGAAAACGUUACUAGCGGAAAUUACUAGGUUUGCAAGACGAAAACGGAGAAGGCAACAAAGACAACGUGAGAAAGCACAGCGAAGGAAGGAAAAAACCAAAAGGAAACGGAAACCAUUUGUUAGGUGAUAAAGAGCAGAACCUUUCCAAUGUGGAAUAUCUAAAUACGGAAUUUUCUUCGUACAUGUGUUGUGCCGGUUGAAAUAAUACGGGUCUUUAAUUGACACAACAGAAAAACAAUGGAACUUAGCAAAAGUCCAAUCCUCACUGUCUGUGAUAAAAAUAUGCAUUGUGGACAAGGGACGAAUGCACGUGAAGCAAUAUGUAUUCUCUAUUUAAUUCUUGUAUGACAUUUGUUGUUUUUACAUGUACACGUGACAAGGCAAUGCUAUGAUGAAUGUUUGUAUUGGAAUACAUGCCUAAACUUAUCGCAUUACGCAUUAAGGAUCUAAUCAACUUUGCUAUAUUUCUGGAACAUAAAUUAAGAAAGACAGAUUAAACCCCAUCAUUGCACAGUGAAAUCAAUUACUCAAAUUUUCUGGGAAUGAAAAAGGGCUUGAUCUUACUUGGAAACUACCUAUGAUGAAGCUACCAAUUAUUCUUUUAUCAAAAUAACGUGUUAGACAUAAUUUGUAAGAUCCUUAUUUAAAGUGAGAUUUACCUCUGAAAGUAAUGAGCAAAAUGAGAGGGGAAAUAUUGGUUUUAAUUAAAACCAAGUGUUUUAAUAAAGCACGUGUUUUCCCCCUUUCUGACCUUCCUUUCACGAUGAUUUUAAUAUUUCCAUGUGUAUUACAGAAUUUUAUGUUGGUAAAUAAACUCAAAAUAUUUGGAAUUAAGGAGGGCUAUUUAACGUCGCUAUUGAUAAAAUUAGAAUUUCGUGUAUUUGAAUUCAUAACAGGAUAUGAUGUAUUACAAUGAGCAAACGACAAAAAUAUAUGUAAUUCAGAGUUUGGAGUAUAGAAUAUGGUUGUCAAUAUUUGAUAACCUUUUUAUAAGUAUGACGAAAAUGGCAAGGUGACGAGAUGCAGAUUCGAUUUAUAAAUAACACACGAUCAUUAGAACAUAUUACCGUUUUAUGUAUUUAUUAUAAAUAGCUUCUGGGCUAUUUUGAUAAUUGUGUAAAACAUAAUGAACGAAAAUAAAAUUAUUUUGUUCUAAA
Molecule: messenger RNA, 3270 nt
Organism: Ostrea edulis (European flat oyster)
Lineage: Eukaryota; Metazoa; Mollusca; Bivalvia; Ostreida; Ostreidae
Product: wnt inhibitory factor 1-like
Exons: 10
Coding region: 969-2240 (423 amino acids)
Biological process (GO): regulation of DNA-templated transcription; anatomical structure development
Cellular component (GO): cell surface; extracellular region
Molecular function (GO): signaling receptor binding; DNA-binding transcription factor activity
Source: RefSeq, a predicted model, not a curated record